GAUCCUUCCCAUCCUUGUGACACAACGAGAGCGAGACGCUGAAAAGGUGACUUCUCUCACUGGGCUUUUUCCUAGGUGGAGGCAUCCUCGGAAGCCGUAUACGAGAUACGCAUGCAGAGCAGCUUCCAUGAUAUGUGUAUCUAAACACACCUAAUAAAUAAUGAGCGCAGCCACCAUGAGCAACCUUUCGGAAGGCCCGGUCUUGGAGAAAUCUGGAAACGGACCGGUCAGUAUCGGAGGCCCAGAUGUCGCGGUUGAGGGAAACAGUGGCAUGCGAUCAGGAGACGACAUUGUCGCCGCCACGAUACACUUUGAUCGCCUGAGUCCAAAUGAAGUGCAGAAAAUUCUGAAGGCGCUGCAGCCAUAUGAUAACAAUAUGAAGGUGGUGACCAAAAAGCAACUCAGCGCUACUGCCAGCCUCAGCUCGUUGGGAUACGGCACACAAGACCCAUCCGAGAUACUCAGUGGUGACUUCAGGAAGGCAGAUCUGGAUGUAUCAGCUCAAAGCCCACUUUCUUCUCUCGAUAGCCCGACAGCAAUGUUACAUGCCGCUCAGGGCCUUAGGACUGUAUUGAAUAGUUCAGCGAGCAGCGACCUUCCUAAUGUCAAUCUUACUAAGCCAUUGGCCGACGCGGAGUUUACAGCCCCCUCUGUUGUAAAAUGUGGUUCCGAUCUCGACGGCACGUUCAUAGCACCCGACGUCAGGUUGGCGAGUCCCCACAUUAACAAUCACAGUGCUUCUCUUGACAUUGACAAACCGCAAGUGAAGUCAGGUAACCUCAAUUACAAAGCCCCACACUUUACAAUGCCAAAAUUUAAUCUACCAACGGUCCAAACGUCAGAGACUGAUGGUGACCUAAACCUAAAACUUCCUUCUGUCAAUGGCGAAACAGAGGGACUAAAGCUGUCUUCACCAAAAUUGGACCUCAAUAGUCCAAAUGUAGAGCUGAAUGGACCGAACGUUGACUUAAACGGUCCCGACAUUGACAUUGAAACCCCAAGUCCUGACGUUGGUGUAUCAUCAGAUCCUUUCAAGUGGCUGCACCAAAGAGGGAAGGGACCAAACCUGAAGUUGAAGAAGCCCAAACUUCCUGGCGCAAAAGCAGAUCUGAACAUGGAUGCAGGCCUGAAGACACCAGAAGCUGAUGUAUCAGUCCCCAAAUUGGAGGGUGGGUUACAUGGACCAAAUAUUGAUGUCAACAUGCCAAAUGCCGAUCUAAAGAGCCCCGAUUUGGAUAUUCAGCCCCCACAGAUCGAUGGCCCAUCUGGUAAAUUUGUCUGGCCGCAUCAGAAAUGGAAGAUACCAAAAGUAAAAGGUCUCAAGGCGGAUUUAGACGCAGAUGCGGGAUUAAAAAAUCCUGAUUUAGAUCUCUCGAUGCCGAAGCUCAAGAGUGGCCUGAAUGCCCGGCUGGACCUUCCAAAAACUGACCUCAGAGGCCCCAAUGUAGACAUUAAGACCCCAAAUCUUGACAUUGAUACGCCAUCUGUGAAAAAAAACUGGCACCUGAAGUUGAAAAAACCCAAAACACCCGACCUUAAACUGAAUACAGACAUAAACACACCAGACAUUGGUCUCCGCAGUGGAAGCAUUGAUGCUGGUAUUAACGCACCGGAUGUUGAUCUGAACUUACCCAAAGCAGAUUUAGAUGUUAAUGCCCCAGAUGUGGACAUUGAGGCUCCAUCGAGUAGAGUCAAGUUCCCCACGCUGAAAAAGCCCAAGUUUUGGCUUAGCGGACCCAAGGUGAAAACCCCAAGUGUUGACCUUGAUACUCAUGUGGAAACCCCUGACCUUAACUUUACUACUCCAGGUGCAUCACUUCAUGGCCCUGGUCUGAAUUUACCCAAAGCUGAUGUUGAUGUUAAAGCGCCUGAUGUGGAUGCAUCUGUAAAGACCAAAUGGCACACCUUGAAAAAGCCUAAAUGGGCCAUCUCGGGUCCAAAGGUUAACGGUCCAGAUUUAGAUGCUAAUGUUUCAACACCUGACCUGAGUCUCACAGCUCCAAAUUUGGAUGGUGAGUUAAAUGCGCCAGAUCUAAAAGUGAAAACCGCCGAAUUGAAUGGACCCAAGGUAGACAUUGAUGCUGAAGCUCCAUCUGGAAUUUUCAAAUGGUUCAAGAAACCCACAUUUGGUACGGUGAGAGGUCUAAAAUCAGAGGUUGAUGGUGAUAUCAAGGUGCCUGAAGUGGAUCUUAAGGCAGCUGAUAUUGGAUUGACAGGACCAGAUGUUGCUCUUUCACCAAAAAUUGAGGCUCCAGAUCUCGAUGUCAAAGGUCCAAGUUUAGAUGUCCAAACUCCCGAGGCGCAUAUCGAGCCAAUUGAUGGUAAACUGAAGCUUCCAAAACUUAAAAUGCCAAAAUGGCCCAAAGUUAAAGAUCUGGAUACAAAUGUAAAAACUCCAAGUAUCGACGCUAAUGUCGAUGUUCCAAAUAUAGACCUACAAACACCUGAUCUUGACAUGAAUGCAGACGUCAAAGGUCCACACCUUGAUGUGGCUUCUCCAGUUCUAAAUGCGCCAGACUUGAGUCUUUCGGGUCCCAAAAUCGGUGGUAGUUUGGCAUCUCCAGAUUUGAGUCUCCCGGGUUUAAAUGCGACCACGUCAGCACCGAACAUAAGCACUAAAUUGCCAAAUGCUGAGCUGGAAGCACUCAAAAGCCCAGAUGCAAAUGUGAAAACACCAGUUCUAGGCUUAGAUUCCCACCUGGGGGACUUUAAAUUGCCUCAUUAUAAGCUUCCAAACCUGGAUCUUUCAGGCCCUGGAGUUGAAGUUCCCAGUACUCAUCACUCAGUUCAGGCUGGAUUGGAGACACCCAAUGUCAACAUAGGUGCGCCUGACGCAGAUGCCGACAUAGACCUAAGUGGUGGGAAGAUUACAGGUGGCAUAAAGGGACCGGAAUUUAAUGUGGAAUCUCCAAAGGUAGAUGCUGGUCUGGAAAAAAACAAAUUGCCGCAUUUCAAGCUUCCCAAACUAAAUUUGUCAGGACCAAAAAUGAAAAAUCCUGAGGUCAACACUAGUCCAAAACUGUCACUUGAUGGCAAAACUUCACCAGUGACAGUCUCCAUCCCUGAAAUCAGCACCAACACUCCAGAAAUAGCUGUUAGAGGUUCUCCAAAAAGUAAACUGAAAUGGCCCUUUAGAUGGGGAUUUAGAUCCAACUCACUGGACACCGAGGAGCUCAUAGGCAACGCUGAUGCUCCUAUAUUCAGAGUACACACCUUGCCUAAAAAUUACAUGGACAAUAAACGUGAAACUCCAGAUUUCUUUAGCCUGUCCAAAGCAGAAAUCGAGGCCAGGGAUUACGUCGUCAGCAAAGGAGUCCGUUUGCCUGUAGUCAAUGUACCGACGAGAAACGGAGAAAGGAUAGACAUCAUGGAGAGGUUGAAAAUGGCACAAGAAAAGGUGUCGCCGACAGACGAGAAAACUAUCAGCCUGAAGAUGGCUCCUCCGACCGUCGAUGCUGACGGUGACUCCAGUUUAGUUCGAGGAGGGACUUAUAAAGUGGAAAAACCCGAAUCCCCGCUGGGCUUGGUUGCUCCUGACAUAUCGAGCAGAGAUGAAAGUGACAAAUUGUCACUCAGCCUCUCCAAUAUGCUAUGCCUUAAUGUCAAUAAUACAGAUGCUGACUGCUAAUUUUGCAUGAAGGUGACCCAAGCUAAAUGAAGAAGAGAGAACUUUGUUCAUAUUCGCUGUUAUUUAUAUAUACAUAUAUAUAUAUGGAUCGUUCUUCCUUUAAAAAAAGAUGAAUGUGGAAAUAUAUCUUUCCUUGCACGCAGCAUUCGUUGUCAUGUAACAUUUUCUUUUCAGAGAAGUAAUAUCAUUUUCCUUUUGAUGAAGUAACUGUGAAUGUGAUUUAAAGCUUGUGUUCAAUAAAAACAACACUACAGUGGUAUGAAAAAAUAUCGGAACCUUUGGGAAUUUCUCACAUUCCUGCAGAAAAUCACCAUCAAAUAUGAUCUGAUCUUUGUAAAAAUCACACAGAUGUAAAAACAGUGUCUUCUUUAACUAAAACCACCCAAUUAUUUAUAGGUUUUCAUUUUUAAUGAGGACAGUGUGCAAACGAUGACAGAAGGGGGAAAAUAACUAAGUGAACCCUCUGCCUAAUUGAAACCAAUUUUUACCAAACAAUUUAAGUCAGGUGUGUGUCCAAUCACUGACAAGCAAUGUUCCCUCCAUGCGCGCGUGCGCAAUCACGGACUGCUGGCACCUACUCUGCGCACAAGAAAUUCUAUGUUGCGCACAAAAAAAAAAAUCAACAGAAACGUAUUAAUUGCGUUGUAACUCGGUGAGUGACAGGUGUCCAGCAAAUGAUACGAUAAGGUUCACUUCCGCUACGCUGUCAAUCAUAGCAUUGACACUGCUUUUGUACUGCCCAGCCUACACGCGCGGUGUAGGUUAGCAAGCUGACAACAGUGCGUGAGUGCAGCGGAGUUGAGAGAUGGAAAGGUCAACCCCUUAUCAUGGCGAAACGAACGGGCAGCGACACAUCCAUUCACCAAGCCAGAGUAAAAAAGAAAUGCGGUUCAUAUAAGAUGGAGUGGCUGUCGGAGCAUGGGUAAAUAGACGAAAAAGCGGUGAAACUGGGCGAUAUUUGCAGCGAAGCCAAAGUACCAAGUGAGUUUUCAGAUGGAAAAAUGUGGACUGAAUGGAAGUUGGACUACCUCAAGCGUCAUAUUCAGCAGAAAAGUCAUUUGAAAGCUAUUGAAAAUUACGAAGACUCAAGAUGGGACAGGGGAUUGGUACAUUAUUGCGGGAGAAUGCAAAAGACCGACAGAAGAGAAACGAGCUGUCCCACAAAACAAAACCUGACCUAGAGCAAGUUGAAGUUCUCAUUGACGAUAUUUUACUUGCCAUCGAAAUGAAUGCGUCAAUAGUGUCAGUUCAACAAAUCCACAAUCACAUGGCAAAGGAUGUGAGUAUACCAGAAAGCUGGCGAAGUAAAAACUAUGCCUUUGAAUUUGUAAACUCAAUCAAUGAGAUAGUGGAGAACGAGACUAUGUGAAGUGUUAAAAAUGCACACUGGCAUACACUGAUAGUAGAUGAGAGCACUGACAUAUCAGUACACCAAAUGCUAGUCCUAUAUAUCGAGACGUGAAAAAUAAGGUACAAUUUAAGUCAGAUUGGUGUGUAUUCUAGUGACAUUUAUUAAGAUAUUUUAAUUAUUGAUAUUAAUCAUUAAAUGCUAUUACUACUAGAUAAUAUACGGACAGAAGAAAAGGCAUGAAAAGGCGUGAUACUGGUGUGUGGCCGCUAUGUACCGUAUUUUUCGGACUAUAAAUCGCACUUUUUUUCAUUGUUUGGCAGAGGGUGCGUCUUAUACUCUGGAGCGACUUAUAUGUGAACUUAUUCAAACAUUAUUAUAUCAUUGUUGCUAGUUAGCAUGUUCUUUAUGCUAUAGUUAUCUGAAUAACUCUAAAUAGCUACGUUACAUUAACAUACCAGGCAUGUUCUCAGUUCGUUGUUUAUGAGUCAUGUAAUGUUAGCAUACCGUACACUUAUUCAGCCUGUUGUUCUCUAUUGUAUUUUAUUCUAAAUUGCCUUUCAAAAUGACAUGUCUGUUGUUGGUGGUGCAUUUUACCAAAUAAAUUUCCCCCCAAAAUGCGACUUAUACGCCGGUGAGACAUAUGUUUUUACCUUUUCCAUGCGCAUUUUUUGGCUGGUGCGACUUAUAGUCCCCAAAAUACGGUACACAUCUGAUGUUGCUCACCGUGGGCCGCAGUGUGUUCAGGGAGCUUGUGUGUUUGCUCAGACACAUAAAAAAAUUAGAGGGAACAUUGCUGACAAGUGGUUUAAAGCUGCCCUGCCCACUAUAAAACAAACACCUGGUAAGAAUUGUUUUGAUGAGAAGCAUUGUCUGAUGUGCAUCAUGGCUCUGUCUAAAGAGCUGUCUGAAGACCUGCGAUCAAGGAUUGUUGAUUUGUAUGCAGCUGGGAAAGGAUACAAAACCGUCUCUAAAAGUCUGGAUGUUCAUCAAUCGACAGUCAGAGAAGUUGUCUACAAAUGGAAACAGUUUGGCACGUUUGCUUCUCUCCCAAGGAGUGGCCGUCCACUAAAGAUGACGGCACGAGUUUAGCACAGAAUACUCAGAGAGGUAAAAAAGAUCCCUAGAGUGUCUUCUAAAGACUUACAGAAAUCACUGGCACAGUCCAAUAUCUAUGCGCACACAUCAACUAUAUGGAAAACUAUGGCCAAGAAUGGUGGUCAUGGGAGGACUCCACGGUGGAAGCCACUGCUGUCUAAAAAAAAAAAAAACAUUGUUGCUCGUUUAUUGUUCGCAAAAAGGCACUUGGACACUCCACAGAGGUUUUGCCAAAAUAUACUUUGGACUGAUGAAACCAAAAGUGAAUUGCGGAGGAAAACUGGAACAGCUCACCAACAUCAACACCUCAUCCCCAACCUAAAGCAUUCUGCCUCAAGGCCUGGACAACUCACGAUCAUUAAUGGAAGAAUGAAUUCAAAAAAUUAUCAGGAUGCCUUGCAGGAAAACCUGAGACAUCUGUCAGACAGUUGAAGCUAAAAAGAGGAUGGAUGCUGCAAGAAGACAAUGAUCCAAAACACAGAGGUAAAUCAACUUCAGAAUGGUUUCAGAAGAACAAAAUGCACGUUCUGGAGUGGCCAAGUUAAAGUCCAGACUUGAACCCCAUUGAGAUGCUGUGGCAUGGAAUCUGACUGAACUACAGCAGUUUUGUAUAGAGGAAUGGGUCAAGAUAAGUCCUGAUUGAUGUGCCAGACUGAUCUGCAGCUACAGGAAGCGUCUGGUUGAAGUUAUU
Molecule: messenger RNA, 6765 nt
Organism: Corythoichthys intestinalis (scribbled pipefish)
Lineage: Eukaryota; Metazoa; Chordata; Actinopteri; Syngnathiformes; Syngnathidae
Product: neuroblast differentiation-associated protein AHNAK
Exons: 5
Coding region: 161-3628 (1155 amino acids)
Biological process (GO): regulation of RNA splicing
Cellular component (GO): cytoplasm; nucleus
Source: RefSeq, a predicted model, not a curated record